Mesorhabditis spiculigera is the source of this 206-nucleotide messenger RNA. The record is from the annotation of a GenBank genome assembly. Lineage: Eukaryota; Metazoa; Nematoda; Chromadorea; Rhabditida; Rhabditidae.
GGAACAAUGCCGCCGAAUACCCCCGGAAUGGUGGCCACCUCGGUGAGCCCGAAGCGGAUGAGCCCGGUGAAGGUGGGAAGCAGGAGCCCGAUCAAGAUGAUGAUGAAAUUAAUAAUUUUCUUUUGAUGCAGGGCGACGAAAUCGAGCAGUUGGCCCCAUUGAAGCCUCCGCAGGUCCCCGUGCUUCCACCAGAGAUUGGUGAGGAG